Molecule: messenger RNA, 1072 nt
Organism: Parasteatoda tepidariorum (common house spider)
Lineage: Eukaryota; Metazoa; Arthropoda; Arachnida; Araneae; Theridiidae
Source: RefSeq, a predicted model, not a curated record
AAAAUUCGAAUAGUGUGUAUUAAAUAGCUUCUUAUUUUUUCUCUCUCUUUUUAGCGGGGAAACGAAUCAUGCAUUGUGAAAACAUCGAUUACUUUCCGAAGGAGGAGUAUAGUCCAGAUCCUAAUGAUUCAACUAUGGCAAUACCAUAUGCUGUGAAACGCGCUUCAGUAUUCAUCUUCUCGAGCUGCCUCACCCUUCUUUUUGGGUACUUUUUGUGUGUUCUGGGUACUCUCUGCCGCAGAAGACCAGUCAUCUCAUUUGCUUCAGGGGUUGCCUUCAUUCUCUCAGGACUACUCAUUCUCACAGGUAUGGUGAUAUACAUUUCAACCUUCAAGUCUGAAGUUGGAAACAAGUUGCGACCCAAGUCGUCCUUCCAGGGUCCCAUGUUCCGAUACCACUACGGUUACAGUUUCAUCUUAGCUGUGUGUGGACUCAUGAUGUGCGAGUUAGCGGGAACAUUCACCGUCUUUCUCUUCAUCAAGUGGCACAAAGUGGACAUGCUCAAAAAGCAACGGCACCACCACCACCACUUGCGCCACCACUCACUGCCGCACCACCAACACCACAAAUACUCGGACCUAGACGACCACCUGCCCUGUAGGAGGCACCGUGGUCGGAGGUGUUCUAAAACAUCGGACACAAAUCCUACAGACAGAGGUGGAGGUGGAAGGAGGCAGUCUCACCCUAUCCCUUUAUCUGAAUCCAUGAGGGACUUAGCCUUCUACAACUUCCCUCCUGUGUCCAGGGACACUACCUGCAACACGGUGUCCACUUCGGCGGACAUCAACAGAGAGUAUUCUUCGAGGGAGUUUUCCUUUGAGAUUCUCAGGCGGACAACCCCUGUUUGAGGAUGGGCCUUUUUUAAAAUUUAAGAAAGGAUUAUAUAUAUAUACUCUUAGAUAACAAAAAAAUGAACAAAUUUUAUUAGUGGAUUAUUUCCUAAGAAACUUCGACCUCCUGAUGAAAGGAAUCCACUUUGUUAAAACAAAACGACAUUUUUUAUACCUCGUUAACUAAUUAUAGAUAGUUAAUAAAUCGCAAUGGUAUAGGUGAAAAAAGAGUUCUGAGAGCU